Molecule: messenger RNA, 10320 nt
Organism: Spirometra erinaceieuropaei
Lineage: Eukaryota; Metazoa; Platyhelminthes; Cestoda; Diphyllobothriidea; Diphyllobothriidae
Source: the annotation of a GenBank genome assembly
AUGGACUUGCGCUGCAUCUACCGCACUCUCUCCUCCCCCUCCCCCACCUGGGACUGCCGUCAAGGCACAGUCAAGAAGACCGGAGGUUGGAGAGGACGCAGGUGGCUCAAGCGAUAGGAACUCGCAUCCAGGUGUAGCGUCAUAUUCCCUGGUCCACAACAAACACUUGACCAGUAUUUUCAGUUUAUUUCAGUUCAUUUGAUAAGGAUGAUAGGCAAAGCCUUUGAAAACCCUAUUGAUUACAUGUCAGCUCGUUAGAAAUAACUGUACAGUAACAAUGAAAAUAUUCGCUAUAUAAACAGUACUUGAUUCAUUUGAGUAGCAUUGUCGCAGAGAAAAAAUAUGUGGGGAACCGGGGUAUUUAGCUCAGAUUCCGACUGUCGAGGGAAAACAGGGGACACAAAUAAUCAUGCAAGCGUUUCUUGAAGAGUUGCAGGGAUGUCGCCUCCACGACUGACUGAGGGAGAUCGUUCCAUUUCUCCACUGGCCUUUGCGUGAAAAAUUCAGAACGAAGGUUCAGCCCGGACAUUGUUGUCCGUAGCUUCAUCGAGUGGCCACGAAGAUUGCGUGAAAGGUGCCACUGAAACAUGUCCUUAAAACUAAGUCCAUGCUCAAGGCCAUUUAUUAUCUUGUAAACCAUAAUUAGAUCACCUCUUUGCUGCCUGUAACACAGAGGGAAUAGAUUAAGGCAAUUCAGUCUGUCCGUGUAGGAUUGGUUUUUUAGACCGUUUACCAUCUUUGUUGACCUACGUUGCACCCGUUCGAGGCAGGCUUAGUCAUUUACAAGCCAUGGCCGCCAUGCUUGUAUGACAUAUUCUAAGUGGGGCCGAACGAAGGUGCCGUAAACUCUCCCAAAAAGGUCUUGGUCAAAGAUAACGAACGCCCUAUUGAUUGCAUGCAGCACUCCCGUGGCGUUUUUUGCAGCCUUGUGGCACUGCAGUGUUGGUCUCAGAUUGUUCUGUAUCCAAACCCCGAGAUCAUUCUGUGAAGAUUCUGCGGGGAGUCUUAUAUCGUUCAGAUGAUAUGUCCUCAGGCUCUCAUUUGAAUGAGAGUUAGUUGGACGCAGAUGGAGGACGGCACCCUUCUCACAUUGAAGUCUAGAAGCCAUUUCUCCGACCACGCUUGCAGUCGAUGAAGAUUGUUUUGGAGGGAUCUCUGGUCGUUAGGACACUUAAUGACUUGCCAGAGCUGAACGUCGUCGGCAAACAUUAUUUUUCCACAGUCGAGUUCCUGAAGGCUGUCAUUAACAUAAAGGACAGCAACCGACAACAACGCGACAAGAGGUCAGAAAGACGAGGUUAACUGGGAGACCAUGCGUACCGUCAGUAUACCCAACGGGAGCGCAAGCGCACCUACCGGCAGGGACUCACGGGCCAGAGCACAGGAGUCUGCGAGUCUGGUUUGCUGAAUCAUGGCAUAGCAGUCGCGCGCAAUCCUUAAAGACCGGAGGGCUGAGAUGUCACUGUUAAAUCAGUCUCGAGGUUUUCAUCUAGUACAAGCAGUAACAACGUACUAUAGCAAACUGUUCAGCGUAUAAGGCAAUGGAUCUGAAGAACACAUUUGACACCUGUCAUCAGCACGCCGUAUGGUAGCUGGACAUGCACAGUAGGUGGGCGGACUCAUGAAGGGUCAACCAACAUUCCGAAAUGCGUUUUCGUCUCAAAAGAUUAGUUAAGAAGGGUUGUAAAAAUAAUCAUCAUGAAGCGUACUUUCAUGAUGAUUCAGUUGUCUCACGAAGCCGGCUUUAAAGGGAGCUUCUUUCUGGCUGCAUGCAAAGUCCACACUCGGUAAAAAAUGACUACAUAAGUAGCAUGCAUUUUUCUACCUGAUUUUCGAUGUUCUAAAAAAUUCAAUUCCAGUUCAUGGAAAACAUGCUUAUAAAUGUUCAUUCUACUGUUCAUUCAGUAGAAAUUACGUCUUUUUUCGAUUUUAUACUCAAAGUAGGGAUAUAAAUCGGUUUCUGAUUGUGAGAUUUUUUAAAACCGUGAAAUGUUGGUUCAUAAAAUAUCGUGUCUCUGCAUUUUCCAAUGUGGCUUGUAAAGUUAGCAAUAUGACUCAAAACCACUGGUAAAUUUUAUGAAUCCUAUAUGGUUUCCUCUCAGCGCCGUGGAGGACUACGUGGUUUUCCGUAUGCGGACAAUAUACGGCUUGUGGUUUUGAAACCCUGAAUGCAAGUUUUCCGGCAAGUCGGGUUCAAAACUAUUCGGGACUUGGAAGAGUUUUUUAAAACCGACUUGUACCCUUCCUUCGAGGGUAAAAUUGAGAGAAGACGUAACUGGCUACCGAAUGAGGAAAAGAAUAAAUAUUUUUAGGCAUGUUUUCCAUGAAAUAUAAUUGAAUGUUUGAGCGCAUCUUAAAUCAAUGAGAGUAUGCAUGCUACACAAGUAGUCAUUUUUUACAGUGUAUCGUUUUUGCAUGCAGCCGGAAAGAAGUUUGUUUGAAAUCCGGCCUCCUGAAGUAACUGACUUAUUAUAGAACUAUGCUGAUCAGUUUUACGACCCUUCUUUAUUAAUGUUUUCGAGAUGAAAACGCAUUUCGGAAUUUCGGUUGACGUGAGCUAGCCGACAUACUGUACAAUAAAAUAGGGCUGUUUUUUAAUCCUUUAUUACAGUUCGGCUAAUGGCCUUGUCAUUAGGUGUAUUGGGUGACGGGACGCUGAGAGCUACUGCAUCUCCAAACAGAAUUACCAGUCACGCAGAAAUCAGUGGCAUAUAGUUGUUUAAAAUGCCCAGUUGCAAAACCGUCGGUCUCAGUUAAACAGCAUUCCCUGGAACCGUGAUGUGUUUCCAAAAAAUGCAGCAUUUCUUGUAAGCGACCACAAUGCUAGAGAUAAGCAUCCAGCUGAACUGAUUUUCGACGCAGACUAGGGCUGUAGGCAUAAAGGCCUGAUAUUUAAGCAGAGAAGGAAACAAGGAAAUCUUUUUUUGAAUUGUAGGCGUUGACAAUUGAAGUUUGAGAUAAACUUGCGAGGAAGAUGUUGCAGUGUAUAGACUAUUCGGAUUUCACCUGGACGUUGUUCCACGCAUGGAUUCUUCGCAGCUUAUUCCUUUCAGUUACCCUUGACGAUGAAUGGGUGUUCGGAUUUUCCUAUCAGAGAGAUCACCGAACUCGAAUUUGCCUUUGGACUCCGCAUGGUACUAGAGUUGCGAAAAUUUCCAUUGAGUAACUUGACAGACAAUUUGGCGAGCAUACAUAUACCUUCGACAAAUUAUCUUCAGGCCUGUACAUUUAUAUGACCGUCGAAUUAAUGAAUCAAGAGGUACGGGCAAAUAGAUAAUUAUGUUGUAGCUCGGAUUUGGUAGGGGUAGGGUAAAAAACCAAAAUUCCAGUCAACGCCAUGGAGAAGGCGGACCCCCGGGAAAGGUAAUUAUAUGCGGGUGUCUGGGUUGGUGAUUUUGAACCGUGACAACUGUGGGACCUGUUUGAUGUUCUUCUGUGCACACGGGACCAGUUCGCGUGGCCCGAAGAAACGAGCAAAAUACGACAAAGUGAAAAAUGCGUGAGAGUAGAAAAAACUACAAUCUACAGGGCAAAGCCAAAUUUGGCACAUGGUCUAGUUAAGUGCUCAAGUUGGGUUUAACCUUUGGCAUGGAGGUCGCUUCAAAGGAACCCAAGGCCGGAUGUGGUUAUGUAGCCCCUCCUAAGGUAAACAAACCCCAGUCACCUCUAAUACGGGACCGGUGGUAAUAAGAGUUUUUACAAGUGGUGCCCGGUAACGCGCAGGCGACGAGGUCAAGUAGUUUUAUGCAAAUGAAAAGCUAUUGGGAAUGCGCGAAUGUAUUUUGAGUGGUUGAGAAAUAGUUUCCCUGACUCCUAACCCUAACCCCAAACUCUAACCUCUAACCCCUAACUCUAACCCCAACAGUAUUCUGUCCUUCAGGUGAGGCUAUAUAACCACAUCUUACCGAACUCAAUAACUGGACUCUCAGAACAGUAGGAAAGAUUGCAACGCCAGGUUUAGGCCAACCGAAGGUUUGGUAUGAAACGUAUGCUUGGUUACUGACGAUGUUUGGCAGUUUCUGACCUCAAAAUUCAUGUGAUUUGUGGCUAAGUUACAAUAGAUGUUCAGAAAGCAAGGACGAUUGUCACCGUAUGGGUUAAGGAAAAACAUAGCCGCUUGCCUCGAUUUGGCCUUUUCCUCAAACCUUUCGAUGACGACUGUCCGUUUCAUUUAAAAUAAAUCACCUUUCUGACGUACAGUUCUUAAUAUUUAACGUGACGGCACCGCAAUUAUCAUCUUGUUUGGAAAUCGUUAGCUAUUUUUCGACUUACAGUCAAAAAAGUAUUGAAGAGUAGCUCAAUUGGAUUCAGUAAAAGAGAAACAGUACCGGCGAAAGUCUAGGUACACUACCUGAUUUGGUUGUUAGCAAAAGUGAGGAUUUUUCAUCCGUGUGUAGGUUACUUUACUGGAUCGCAGGGUGUGUGGGUUCUUCGUACCACUCGGAAAACCAGGAUUGGGACCGCAGAGCGGCGCUUUCGCAUAGGGGAGCGAAGGUUGCCUCUGAAUCUAAGCAGCAAAUGCUCAGCCGACCCAGCUGCCGGUUGCUUUAGCGUUCACACAGUAUAUUUGCAUCCAGACCAACUAGCACAUUCAGAAACGCGCUUGUUCAAAAAGUACCUCCUAUCUGAUGCAGUCUGUGAUGAUGAAUUUGAAUGUGGAUCCGAAACGUCAGGCGAAUAAAACUCUUGUUUUAGUGAUCACGUCUUCAUCUUCUCAUCUGAUUUCCAGAACUCGGGAGAGCCAUACAUUCCUUUGUGCGUGGUGACUUCGAGGUCGCCGGAUCUCUUCGGGUAUGACAAGGAAUUCCAGGGAAUAUGGCUUCUGGUCAUGUUAGGUCGUGAUUAAACCUUGAUACUAGUUCUGAGAGCUGAUUGGUGUCAGAGGACGUAGUUGGUUCCGAUUUCAUGUGGCUUCGGCUUACGGAUCGACACACAGAAUUCAAGUCGUCUGGACAGUGCCUCAGUUCUUGACACAUUUAUUUUACUGUCAGAGGUAUCAACAUGCCUUAAUCUGAAAUCAAACAGCGCUCUAGUUAUCCUUUGUGUGAUAAACGAGUGCCUUACGAAAUUCAACCGAGAGAGAAGCUUCUGAUAUCGAGAACAUGCCCGUGAAAUGCAUGCGCGACUUCAUGUUGUAAACGACUUGAAGUGGAUUCUCUGUCCUGGUGAUUGCCAAGUAGUUGUGGCGCGGUUUGUCUCGUCGCAAAACUUGGUAACGUACUCCUUGAGGUUUGAUAUUAGGAAGUGACACAAAGUAGCUGAAACGCACUCACGAAAUCCGUUGCUAUCAAUUAACGCAGUCAUGUACGCCUAUUUUUAAAUCUGUACCGGUACUAAAAUGCUCUACGUUAAGUUCCGCUAUGAUACACAUGUAAGUACGUGCGCUUUCGCUUAUUCCUCACCCGGCUUGUACAGUAGGAUAAUGGAAGACAGAGUUGCCAAAAUUUAAACAGCCAGCAAACAGUAAAUAUGGGGGAGAGGGUUGAGGACGUCCAGAGUUCAGAGGUUAUAGUGUCCGGAAAUUAGCUAUGUCUCUGUUUCAUCGCCGUAACGUGAAGCGGCAGGUCUGAUGGUGAAUAAUCGGAAGCGUACGUCGACUGAACUUUUCUUAAAUGACUUACAUUACUCAAACAGUAACUCCCGCCAGGCGUCUUGCGAUCCCUGGAAAGACUUUUACGAUUAAGACGCAAACUAACGAUUAAGACCAAACAGAUAUCCAAGUUCGCGGACCCAAGGAAACAGUAAGGAAUAGUGGGAGAGACAGAUACUUGUGUAUAUGCCUGGCAAAGCUCAUGAAGUCGUUCCCUUUGUUAAUACGAACUUUGGGUUCAUGGAAAAUGGGUUCUGUUUUGAACGACUCGAGUAGAUUUCGAGAAGGGAACAUUAGGAUGGGAUAAAACCAAAAGCAUUGGAAGAUAAGAACCCACUUGUCAUACGUAACGCUGAUGUAAUUUUAUCCUCACUGCAUUCCAAGUGGUCAUUUUUGUUUGUUUGCUAUGCUUUCAAAAAGCACAGAAUGAUCGAAGCUAUAUUGCGACAACACGAGGCAUGCUCGUUCUAAACUGUGGAUUCAAAUAUUUUUAUUAGAGACAAAGUUUAUUACGUACAUUGCUGCGUUCUUAAGUAAGGCAUUAGGGGGUCCAAUGCACCUCCGCUGACCAUCUGAAUAUUGAUAACUAUAUUCUGUCAGCAUCACGGUGAUUUUUCGCCUUUAUAAUUUAAGACUCUGAGUUGGCUACUAUCAUUUAUUAAGUAAGGGUGUAAAUUACGACGUAUUGAUUGGGAAGCGAGGCGAUCGGUAUCUGCCCAUCGUGAUGAUAGCAUUCCGAGGGAAUCUGUCUCUCUAGCGGCAUAAGGACAACUCAGUUCCAACAUGGCUUUCUUGAGUUUCCCUACCAGGAUGUUUAUCUUCCUUCAUAUCAUUCUGCUAGGUGAAAUUUAUCCUGUCGCUACUUAGGGGUAAAAUGCAACUGGGAUAUUUAAUACGCUUACGGUUACAUCGGAGGAAGUGCAUCUAAGCUGGUUAAAUCUUUUUGGCCGGCCAACUCCAUGUUAACGAAAUAAAGCAUGUUUCUAGCCCUUCGCUCACAUCGCUGGCAUCACUAUAUGCUCGAAAAGAUUGCUGGUGAACUUUUUUCGGCGACUCACUCUGUCCACUGGCUCUAGAAUCCAGAACGAGGUCGACACUCUGAAGGCACAUUUCCCUACAACUCAUGCAACAGCCACUAAUGUCCCUCAGCUGGUGGUGGUCGCCGUCAAGUUGGACGAAUGAUCUUUCAUGUGUGUCCGGGUUGUCUCAUUUACCAAGCGAUAUUCAUUCUAGCCCGAAAUCUGUUUGCGUACAGCUCUCAUGUCUGACUCCGCAAAGCUUCCCCGGACGUGGCGACCAAUUCACAAUAUUCGUCGCAGUAUACGGCCAGACCCGGACUACCCCAACAGACUCCAACGGUCGUGGGCAUGAGUAGGAGUUUUGGCACCUAUACAUGGGGCCUUUGGGCCACACUGACCAUUUCGUCCAAUGAUAUGACCAGUCGUCAUACAAAGGCCCCGUCACGAUGGGGGUGGGAAGAGGGUGACUCCAAUCUACUACCACCCAUGCCUCCGGCCUUUGAAUGGUGAAGGCCUAGGCAAAGUGCAUAGUGUGUCUCAACCUUAUGGGCCUCAAGGAUUGUACGCAUACGCUAUGCCAUGAUUCAGCAAAUAAUGGCCCUCGCAGACCGGUAUGCGCUGGAAAUUCUCUGUAACCCGAUUCCUUGUCGGUAAAUAGGCUUGCGCUUCCACUGGGCAUACAGGCUGUGUGCAUGGUUACUCAGUGACUUGUGUUAUCCUCUCUCUCUCUGACCCACUUCUGUCGUUGGUUUAAAUCCUGGUCAUCAUAAAUAGGCAGGCAGUCACCUGACUUUAAGAGCGGACUUGUCAAAUGAAGCCAAACUUCUAGAGGAGGGCUCGUGUGAGCAGACAACAGCUUGUAUUCUUGUCGGCCAAAAGUGCCAUUCGAAGUACCUACUUUUCACAUCUUGGGGUCAGCAGAGCCGAGUCUUUAAUCAUCCUCAGCAAAAGCCUGCGGUGAUCGACCUGGAAUCGACAUUAACUGUUGAAUCGUCGUUAUGUUGUUUUCCGUAAGGAAAGUUUUCGAGUACAAAACCUAGUAUUCGUCGGCAUCAAUGCACUGAACACUAACGGACAUACGGCGGGUUUCCCCGCACCCACUCCUGUCGACUUCCAACUCGCUAUGAACACGUAAGAGUCUGCCGACAGGCGUCAAUGGGGAUCAGCUGCUGAACUGCUUGUUCCACGACUACUGUCAAUGUUCAUCACCCGAAUUUGAAGGCACUACCACAAAGGUCCCUAAAAUUAACAACGAAACUGCUGCCCGAAUCUUCAGCUCAAGGCGAGUGUGACAUCCCUGAUGUCAAUUCCUUUUCGUCUCUUUUGUUAGUCUCUGUUUGUUAGUAACCAGACUUUACUCACACCAUGCCUUUGUCUCUGUACCCCUAUUCGUCGGUUCUCGUAAUUCUUUGUUCUUUGUCCAUUGUCUAUUGCUCUUCGUCUCCGUUGGCUUUUAAACCGACCACCACACUUUGGCGUCAUUCGCUGACUGCUCGUCCAAUCACCUCAAAUGUACGUCCACUUUUCAAUUUAUUCCCCGCCUUAUUAACUCUAUCGUGCUCCGCUAAUCAUACUGUUUAUUGCUUCAGAACUACAAAGAAUAACCGAGUUAUCCCGAUUGUCUUCUGACAUAACUUUGACCUCGGGUGCGUCUAUUCCGGUGAAUAAACCAGCACUGCACCGAGAAUAUCUAAGGGAUACUAACAGUGGGCGUGGGGCAUAUUAUGUACUGAACUUACUACUGACAUUACAUGUCAAGUCACGCACAUCUGCACAAAGGACGUCCCCUGACAUUCUCUUUUAUCAGGACGUUCUCGGCAAUUUGCGUAUGCUCUCGAACGACCCACCAAGUGAACGCUUAUCCACUUGGCUCCACGCGUCUGUCUGGCCGGAUGCGGAAGGCUUGUAAAAAUAGCAGCAGCAUUAAUGAGACUUCUGCCGCUUUAUCCCUCAUGCCUGGUCUCACCUGUCUCCUUGAAGACAGCCACAAGGAUGGACGAGUCCAGUCUUCAUGCGCAGUUAAUAUUCCCAUGAAGAAAUAAUGGGCUAGGAUAGAGGUCAAGGUUGUAAUUAGGACUAAAUUCAAACCAACCUAAGGACCUGUGAGGCCGUUAACUACGUUGUUGCUUUUCAAUUUCCUCAGAAAUAAGCUGCUAACUUGAAGUAAAUCAGUUUACACAGAGGUCUAUAGGCGCAGACCGGAAUUUGAUGUGGGAUUAUUUUGGCCGAAGUCCAUCAGCCACGGAGCGAUAUCCUGUGACGCUGAAAGAUAUACCACUAGCUGCCUGUCGGCAGUUAAUGAAUACUACACGGUUUUUCCCCUGUGGUUGAUGGACUUCGGCCCAAAUAUUCCUACAUUAAGUUUCGAUCUGCGCCUAUAGACAGUAUAUACUGAUUUACUCCAAGUUAACGGUUAAUUUUUGAGGAAAUCUAAAGGCACCAAUCUCCAAACUGGAGUACCUACCAGAAGGCCCACAGGGACGGCUGGAGGACUCAUUGGUGGGCCGAACCUCUCUCAGCUGUGCCAUAAUGCGGCAGAAUAUCGGCGAAACAAGCGUGUCUGGGCUUCUAGCUAGCACCUGUGCUGCUAAUAUUUUACAAUGGCUCCUGUUAUCCCAAAGAUAUAAGCUCCUACAAAGCCUUAAUUUCCUUUCAGCUGCUUCCAGUGCCACUAACCGAGCAGAUGGUCGUAGCUUGCUGAGAACCAGUACGUCAUCAAUCAAAUGACCAAUCCCAGAUCAGUUUGCGUACCCACCAGCACAGAAACUUAGCGGAUGUAACGAUCUCCGCUUCGCAUUCGAUUAUAAACAAGUGGUCCCGGAAGCCAGGUGUUGCUAUAGUUACUUACAAUUCAAACUGUAGCAUGUCUAAUUGCGCCACAAGAUCUCUAUGGCAAUUCCUUUAAAGCAACUUCCAUGAAAAUGGGUCCACAGAGACGGCGAAGAAGUUGAUGUGGGCCACGGGACUUUUGCAUAGGCGUUUGCCAUUGGCUUGUUGGCGUUGGGUGAACGUUUGCAGCCACCUGAGUCAAUUCGCAAAAAGUAGAAAAUGGUAAUAUAGUGCAGGAAAAGAAAACUCUGUUUCUCAAAUUCCCCUUUCAAGAGGACGCGGCGAGUGAGCUCCUGAGAAGGCGCCCUGACCAGGCCGUUUCACGUACCUUCCCGGCAGCAAGAGUUCAAGUAUUGUUUUCGACCAAUCCCAUCUUAUGCGACGAAGGUAAGGAUAGGUUACCACCUCAGACCACCUUUAUGCGCAUUUACCCCCUUACUUGGUCCUGUGGAGCAGGCUACGUUGGUCGUACGAGUCGGCGCCUAUCGGCAAGAAUACGAGAACACCUGCCGGCAUGGCUGAGGAAGGGUGAAGUUAGUAGCAUACACGGCUCCAUCCUCGCACACAUGGUCAAUUCUGUGCACUGUGUGGAUCUCAACAAAGCUUUGCGUGUGAUUUACAGGGUCCCAUCUAACUACCCUAAUCGACUGGAUCAGCGCUUACUUGCAGCAGCAGCAGCAGCAGCAGCAGCAGCAGCAGCAGCAGCAGCAGCAGCAGCAGCAGCAGCAGCAGCAGCAGCAGCAGCAGCAGCAGCAGCAGCAGCAGCAGCAGCAGCAGCAGCAGCAGCAGCAGCAGCGACUGUCAUCAGGCUAUUGGCCGGUCCUGUGCUCGCAGAAGAACCUCUUGCACGCUCUGCGUCUACCGUGGGCCAGGAUCGAUUAA